UAGGUUACCAAGGUACCACAUGGUGCAUUAGAAUCCACCCUGACCUCUUUCAUCCCAUUUCCUAAUAGAGAAACGACAUUGUGCUGUGUCUUAAUCAACUAAACUCAAUGGGAUUCCCUUUUCUCUAUUUUUGGUGGCUUUAUUUACAUACUGGCCCUGUAGAAGCUAUCGCCAGCCAAGAACCAGAUUGCAGGGAGUGUGAUGGGGACGAUGAAGACUUUUGUGGGGUUGUGGGGCAAAUCCUGCUUUCAUACUGUAUUGGCAUUUUGGCUAUAACUCUCAUCAACCGCGCUUAUAUUUGGAUUCUCCAGAAAUGCCGAGAUGAAGGACUACCUUCUGGCAAAGGGACUAGCAAAUCAGAAGUUCCCAGGGACUCUGUCUGCAUGCGUCACAGCAGCUUCAACGUCUGGGAUUUCCUCAGCAAGUUCUUCAAUGGGCAAAACAAAAAGCACACCUGCCAGUCCGCUGAUCCUGCCUUAUAUUCAGAGGUGGCCGCAGCCUGGGCCUACUUAGAAAGCAAGCAAGCAAGGUUCGUCUCAAAGCUCAGCCAGCAGACUGUCUGUGAUGGUGACUCCUCAGACAUAAAUACCAAGGACUUGGAUUCAGGGGCAUCCUCGGGGAAGGAAAGUGAAACAGAAUAUAUCCCCACCACAGCUAGCCUUAGGCAGAGAAAGACAGAACUACUGAAGCAAAGGAAUACAGGGAGCCACCGGAUCAGGGAACAACCCUGCCUUCACUGCAAAGCCAAGAGGACAAGAAAAUGGCUGUCCCAGCAUUUCUUUAAUCCCAUGCCACCUCCUCAUGGGAAGAGCAGUUCAUUAGGAAAGAAUUCCUCCAGGGGUACCACCAUGUGACUUGCCUUCAUUUGAACUAUAUGUGGGUUUUUGUUUGCUUGAAGCCACUGCACUAGGUAGACAGAACCUGUGUGAAAACACAGCGUGGGAGGGUUCAAGGAAAUGACUCAUUUCAAUAAAACUUGGCUACAGACAAUAAAUGUACCCAGCACAAUGUGCUGGCUAAUGUAUGUA
Molecule: messenger RNA, 1028 nt
Organism: Mauremys reevesii (Reeves's turtle)
Lineage: Eukaryota; Metazoa; Chordata; Testudines; Geoemydidae
Gene: SSMEM1
Product: serine rich single-pass membrane protein 1
Exons: 3
Coding region: 108-854 (248 amino acids)
Source: RefSeq, a predicted model, not a curated record